Gracilinanus agilis (Agile Gracile Mouse Opossum) is the source of this 1855-nucleotide messenger RNA. RefSeq names its product translocation associated membrane protein 1 (gene TRAM1). The coding region runs from base 339 to 1463 and encodes 374 amino acids. The record is from RefSeq and is a predicted model, not a curated record. Gene Ontology annotation, cellular component: endoplasmic reticulum membrane. NCBI's taxonomy places the organism in Eukaryota, Metazoa, Chordata, Mammalia, Didelphimorphia, Didelphidae. Gene Ontology annotation, biological process: SRP-dependent cotranslational protein targeting to membrane, translocation; protein insertion into ER membrane. The transcript is spliced from 11 exons.
GCGCUAUCAAUCGCUAUCCCUUCCUCUCUUUCUCCCUUUUUUUUUCUUUUUUUUUUUUCCUCCGGGCCGCCCCGGCGGCUGCGUAGUGGCUGUGGGAUGGGAAGUGAAGUCCCAGCGAGUGGCUGCGGCUGGGCUGAGAACAGCAGCCAGGGGGAGGAGACAGCGGGGGCAGCAGCAGCAGAAGCUACAGCAGCAACACCAACAGCGGCGGCGGCAGCGGCAGCGUCUUGCCCGUGAGGAAGAGCAUUGCAAGAGCAUCAGCAGCAGCGGCGGCGCAGGAGAAGAAGGAGAGGAGGGGGAGAGGACAAGACUGGACAGGAUAGGGUCCGGCCCUCACCAUGGCCAUCCGCAAGAAAAGCACCAAGAACCCGCCGGUCCUAAGCCAUGAAUUCAUCCUGCAGAAUCACGCCGACAUCGUCUCCUGUGUGGCUAUGGUUUUCCUUGUGGGGCUUAUGUUCGAGAUUACAACAAAAGCAGCAGUUAUUUUUGUAACUCUUCAAUACAAUGUUACCAUUCCGGCCACAGAAGAGCGUGCAACUGAAACAGCCUCUUUUUAUUACUAUGGCAUCAAAGAUUUGGCUACAGUUUUCUUCUACAUGCUGGUAGCAAUAAUUAUUCAUGCCAUAAUUCAGGAAUACGUGUUAGAUAAAAUUAACAGGCGUAUGCAUUUCUCCAAAACAAAACACAGCAAGUUUAAUGAAUCUGGUCAACUUAGCGCAUUCUACCUUUUUUCUUGUAUUUGGGGCACAAGCAUUCUGGUGUCUGAGAACUUCAUCUCAGAUCCAGCUAUACUGUGGAAAUCCUACCCCCUUACCCUGAUGACAUUUCAAAUGAAGUUUUUCUACAUAUCACAGCUGGCUUACUGGUUUCAUGCUUUUCCCGAGCUCUACUUCCAGAAAACCAAAAAAGAAGAUAUUCCGCGACAGCUUGUCUACAUUGGACUUUACCUCUUUCACAUUGGUGGAGCUUAUCUUUUGAACUUAAACCAUCUGGGACUUGUUCUUUUGGUGCUGCAUUACUUUGUUGAGUUUCUGUUCCAUAUUUCCAGAUUGUUUUAUUUUAGUGAUGAAAAAUAUCAGAAAGGAUUUUCCUUGUGGGCAAUUCUAUUUGUUUUGGGAAGACUUCUGACUUUGAUUCUCUCUGUGUUAACUGUUGGCUUUGGCCUAGCAAGAGCAGAAAAUCAGAAGCUGGAUUUCAGUACUGGAAAUUUCAAUGUGUUACCUGUCAGAAUUGCUGUUCUUGCAUCUAUUUGCAUCACUCAGGCAUUUAUGAUGUGGAAGUUCAUUAAUUUCCAGCUUCGAAGGUGGAGGGAACAUUCUUCUUCUCAGCCUCAGACUGUGAAAAAGAAAUCUACAGUAACUAAAGGCAGGUCUUCCAGGAAAGAAAAAGAAAAUGGUGUAAAUGGAACAGUGACUUCUAAUGGAGCGGACUCCCCACGUAACAGGAAAGAGAAAUCUUCAUAACUGAGUUUUAUCAAACUAAAUGACUAAUGUCCCCAAAGAAAUCUGCUUUUUACUAUAAGGAAUUCUUCAGCACUAGACAUCAUUCUGAUCCUAAAAAUACAGUUCCUGCUCUUUGAUUCUUGCUAUUCCUGUAUGAUUUCACACAUCUUUUUUUUGAUGGGCAGUUUUGGGGGGAGGGCGAUUUCUGUGAGGGAGAGAAGCAUUUUGGCUUAGACUAAGCUACCUAUCUUCAGAAUAAUCAAGGGACCAUCACACCUUUUUCAUGGUUUUUUGUUUCGUUUUGUUUUUGUCUUUUUUAAACUUUUUAUAAUUGAAAAGUAAUUAGUUAUUUGAAUUAUACAUACUAAAGAUCAGUGAUUCAAUUUAGUGUUCCCACCUUUUUUUUUUUUUUU